GCCGCGCUUCUUUCACUUUCUUGCCGACGCUAAUACCAAGCUGCCCACAAAAAGAGCGUCCGUUUCUCUGCACCACGCCGGUGACAAUCUCGUAAACCAACAGGCGCCUUGGCACGCACGUCGGUGGUGAGGAAUUAUGUGAGGCUCUCGAGCGUCGGAAAGGCAAUACGGCAGCAACCAGCUUUCUGGCUGGGCCAAUCUGCCCGCGGAAUGCUGUCAAGAUCUCGCCCUCUCACCCUCUUCCUCCGUCUCCCUCCGUGACGCCCUGCGCACGCGUUUGCGGGGAAGAAUUUCCGUGAUGUGCAUGCGUUGGCCACCCUACUACAGUGAUAGAGCUGAGAUUCGCCACGACGCAGCAAGAGGACCUUUGGGAAACAGUCUGUCCUGUUCUUCUUUUCUUGCGCUUUUGGCUUCGUUCCGAUCGUCCGCGAGUCUUCCCCUCGUUUUUACACAAUGGCGGACCGGUACUCUGUGAAGCUGUUGCGGCCCAUGGAGGGCGUCCCCGUCCCCGAGCGGACCAAGACCAAGAUCGCCCGGGACGUCAAGCUUCUCAACAAGAUGAAGCAGGCGAAGGAAGCCCACGCAAAGAAGGUUCAUGCACAGCGUCAUGCGCUCAAGAUGAGGACAUACAAGUAUGUCAGCGAGUACAGGAAGGAGAGAGAGAACCUCAUCAAGCUGAAGCGCGAGGCCAAGGCGAAGGGUGGCUUCUACAAGGAACCCGAGGCAAAGGUUAUCCUGGCCACUCGCAUCAAGGGUAUCAACAAGCUUGCUCCCAAGCCGAAGAUGAUUCUCCGUCUCUUCCGGCUGCGCCAGCUCCACAACGCGGUCUUCAUCAAGGUCAACAAAGCCACCAUUGAAAUGUUGAAGGCUGUCCAGCCCUUCAUCACUUACGGCUACCCGACCCUGAAAACUAUCCGCCAGCUCAUCUACAAGCGUGGCUACGCUAAGGUCGGCAAGCCCGGCGCCCACUCGCGCAUCCGCCUGCAAGCGAACGACAUCGUGUCCCAGCACUUGGGCAAGUACGGCAUCCACGGAGUCGAGGAUUUGGUUCACGAAAUCUACACUUGCGGCCCGUACUUCAAGCAGGCGAACAACUUUUUGUGGCCGUUUAAGCUCAACUCUCCCCGCAAGGGAUUCACCAGCAAGCGCCACGGCUACAACGAGCCCCGCAAGGGAGACUGGGGUAACAGAGAGGAAAUGAUCAACGAGUUGGUCCAGCGAAUGAUCUAAAAGCAGACGGCGUCCGCGCGGGAGGGUGGCCGAGGGCCGCUGAAUCUCGUGCACGUGGUGUCUUUGUUCUGUAGUGAAGCAACUGCGCAUCCAACUCUCACCGUCCAAUCGUAACAGUGACUUCUGGAGAAAAACAGAGACGGUCGUUGCCGGCCGUGUAUUCGAAAAGCGCGGCGGAAGCGACGGAGAUAUGCCGGGAAUCGGAAGCUCUCUUCGCGAGGCAAAAGCAAAGAGAGCAGACUUCAUAAAAUCAGGUGCAUAGAUAAAGAGGACUAGACAUGUCGAGCUGCACACGAGCGACAUUCUGAUUUUUAAGCUAUGCACAGGUACAGCAUGCAAAAUGCAUCUGAUGCUCAACAAGCAGAAAUAGAAUGCAAUAGCCUGUGAAUUCCUUUUCGCAAGCACCCGGAUUGCACUGUAAGCCCAACUUUGUUGCGCGUGAUGCAUCCUGCACAGAACCCCGUCAAGACACGUACCAAGGAAGUCAUUGGAGCUGAGGAUAUUCUGUGGGCAAAGUCGUCUGCGCACGGGGUUCCUUCCACACGGCGAGGAGCCUUUUUCAGUUCACUCGUAGAUCGACGUAAUGGCUUCGCGUCACAAGUUCAUUUGUACCGUUAAAUAACAGUUAACUGGACAGAACGCCACUCGACGGGCGACAGAGAAUCUGUGCGGGGGAGAGUACGUGAUAACAGUUGAGAAAGAAACGCAACAGUGGUGUGUCUUUGUCUGAUCAGUCACAUACACAAUUUACGAGACGUUCCUCGACAGAGAAGCGUCUGCCCCUGAAAGACACUCUCUUGCGGCCUCAACAACAGAGUCCACGGAUUCUUCUGACAGAGGAAAGCGCAAGAAAGCAGAUGAACUGUUAAGCGACCCGCAUCGAAGUGGAGACAGGAGAGAGUCGGUCGGCCCAUUCCACUGUGAACGAGACCGAUAGCAGUCUUUCGAGCAUGAAAGUGUAGUGGUGGAUACCUGGCGUAUCAUUCCGUGGGUGCAAAUGAUGACUAGUUCACCGGACUGUUUCACUCCUUGAGAAACCAUGAAAUUUUUCUUUAGUCCGUCUCCAGUAGCCAUGGACAACGGUUUAUUUGUGGCUGUGUCGCUUCUUGUCGAGGUCUUUCACCGAUUUCGUUUGCUGUUGCUAACUUGAGUGAACGACACUGGGGCCGCUGGCAGUCAAUGGCCGUAUCCUUCUUAUCAGACUCCAAGAACGAGAGGACCUAAAUUCGUUCUGCG
Messenger RNA from Toxoplasma gondii ME49, 2466 nucleotides. It is a transcript of the gene RPL7, whose product is annotated as ribosomal protein RPL7. Gene Ontology annotation, molecular function: structural constituent of ribosome; RNA binding. The record is from RefSeq and is a predicted model, not a curated record. The transcript has 5 exons. Bases 454 to 1230 code for a protein of 258 amino acids. Gene Ontology annotation, biological process: maturation of LSU-rRNA from tricistronic rRNA transcript (SSU-rRNA, 5.8S rRNA, LSU-rRNA). NCBI's taxonomy places the organism in Eukaryota, Apicomplexa, Conoidasida, Eucoccidiorida, Sarcocystidae. Gene Ontology annotation, cellular component: cytosolic large ribosomal subunit.